UAUAUAACCCAUUCUCUUUUUCAUACGAGUACAUCUCAUCUCUAAUCCUCAUCCCCAUCUCAAACCCACCUCCACAAACCCUCCCAAGAAACCAAAUCAACACCACAAACCAACACCCAAAAAAUGUCUCCCACACCCCCACCUCCACCCUUCCUAUACCACAUCACAGCCAACACCCCCGACGGGAGCAAAUCCACCUUCCUCGACACCUCGGGCCCUCCAUGCGUGCAAGAACGGCCCUUCGGAAACAUUACAUACCUCUACUCCACCCCGCCCUCCUUCUCCAUCAAGGAUAAUACCGAUCUGAAAUUCCAUGAAUCAGCGCCUUCCACCGCACCGUAUAGGAGUUUUCAACCCGCUGGAGGCUCAGUCGUAUGAUACCCCCUCCCUCCCCCUGAAAUUGCACAUCAAAAUCCGUGUUAUAAAAACCCCACCUCUAAACCACCAAUCCCCUCCCUUAAAAUCGUGGAUCUCAAAAAACCACAAAUUAACACCACACAAGGCCGUAACAAUAUCCUUCGCCCCGAACCCCUCCAAAGAACUGGGGUACAUGCACCGCAGCAACACGCUCGAUUUCCUCUCCGUGCUCUGCGGCGAGGUCGAGCUCCUGCUGAAUAGCGGCGAGCGUCGCGUGCUAAAGCAGGGGGAAGUGUGUUUUCAACGCGGGAGUUGGCAUGCGUGGAGGAAUGUGAGUGCGACUGAGUGGGCGAGGAUGUCGUGUGUUGCGCUUAGUGCGGAGGGUGCGGUGGAGGGGGAGGGGGCUGUUGAGUUGGCUGCUUAG
Hymenoscyphus albidus is the source of this 781-nucleotide messenger RNA. The record is from the annotation of a GenBank genome assembly. Lineage: Eukaryota; Fungi; Ascomycota; Leotiomycetes; Helotiales; Helotiaceae.